Ceraceosorus guamensis is the source of this 698-nucleotide messenger RNA. RefSeq lists its product as hypothetical. NCBI's taxonomy places the organism in Eukaryota, Fungi, Basidiomycota, Exobasidiomycetes, Ceraceosorales, Ceraceosoraceae. Bases 20 to 493 code for a protein of 157 amino acids. The transcript has 2 exons. The record is from RefSeq and is a predicted model, not a curated record.
CCCUGUCCCCAUCAGCAACAUGCGUUUCUCCAUCCUUGCUGCUCUUGCCCUCGCUGGCCCUCUCCUUGUCAUUGCUGCUCCAGCUGGCGAGGCGCCUGCUGUCGCUCAGGACACUUCCAUCUCCUCGACCUGCGACGACGAGUUCUGCGACAGGCGUGAAUUCUUUUACGCCGACAGCUCCUUCAAUACCGACACGGUGUGCGACGGCUUCCGCAGCGAAUGCUACAAGCGCGCCUCUUCCACCGUCCAGCUCCGAGCCACCUGCCGCGCUCAUCCCGAUCAAGGCUUUGUGCGCUUCCAAUGCGUCGAGCUGCGCAACCGCGGAGGAGCAUGGAGCGGUACGUCUGAAGUUGGAAAGGAGAUCGGUCUGAAGGAGGUCAGGCAGUCCGACGGACGCUGCGAUGAAAUCUACCAGGGACUCUGCGUCGACGAUCAAGCGCCCACGGGCACGGUCCAGCUGCAAGACCCUUUCUUGUCCCAGCCUGCACCUUAGAGCACGCGCAAUGAUGCUCUGUGAGAAGACCGCGGCUGGCAUUGUGCAAGUCGAGUCAAGCGCUUCCAACAAUCGAACCCAACCACAAGAUCCUACAUUCUUACUACUCUUCGCUUCACAAUUGCCUUUCUAAUGAUAUGAUGCCCCCUGUCGCCUUCCUUGCUCCAAUCUCUCCGUUAGUGCAAAUGCGUGAAUUUGUUUCUUC